AAUUAAAAAGUAUGCUAAUGAUAAUUAGAGAAAUUAAGCUUAAUUAAUAACUUUGGCCAUAUACUCAUAUGUAGCAUUAAUUAGCAUAACAAGUAGACAGAAUUAAGGAUUUCUCACCCCUUUUUUCACAUAAUUAAGAUUUCUUGUAACUUUGGCUUUUCUUGAAACUUCUCCCCACCUUAACUAACUUAGCAAGCUUUCUCUCUCCUCUUCCUUUGCUAAAAGCCAGAUUAUGACACAUUUUUUAUUAUUUUGCCAAACCUUACUUCUUAUGUCAUCACCCUUCUUCUCCCUUAUAUAUAUAUACCCCCCUUCUAAAACUUUAUACUAUAUUAUUUUUAUACAUCUUAUAAAAAAAAUUUACAAAAUUUCUCUCUUGUUUUUGGACCGCCCUCUUAAAUUUGCUACAUUUUUAUUAAAAUUAUUAUCAUGGGUUUAAGAGACAUUGGAGCAACACUUCCUCCUGGAUUUAGAUUUUAUCCAAGUGAUGAAGAAUUAGUUUGUCAUUAUCUUUAUAAAAAGAUUGCUAAUGAAGAAGCUCUUAAGGGUACUUUGGUUGAAAUUGAUUUGCAUACUUGUGAGCCUUGGCAACUUCCUGAGGUGGCGAAGCUCAACACCACAGAGUGGUACUUCUUCAGCUUUCGUGACCGCAAGUAUGCUACGGGCUUUCGGACCAAUAGGGCAACGACAUCUGGCUAUUGGAAAGCAACGGGUAAAGAUCGGGUUAUACUUGACCCGAGGACCCAAGAGAUCGUAGGAAUGAGGAAGACUUUGGUUUUCUAUAAGAACCGAGCUCCAAAUGGGAUCAAAACGGGUUGGAUCAUGCAUGAGUUUCGCUUGGAGAGCCCUCAUAUGCCUCCUAAGGAAGACUGGGUGUUAUGUAGAGUUUUUCACAAGAGCAAGACUGAAGAAAACAACAACAAUAACCAAUGCCAACACAUGCACGAACAUACAACAACAGCUAGCACCUCUUCACUACCUACUUGUUAUGCAUGCCAACAAACCAACUCAUUCUCUUCAAAUUGUACUCCUACUACUCUUUCUCAAGAACCAAUUAUUAGCCACAACAACAAUAGAAACAACAUUCCAAACAUUACAAAUAAUCAUCAUCUGUCGUCGUCGUUGUCGCCAUCGUCGUUAAACCCUAGCAAUAAUUUCAUGCACCUCUUGAAAGAGGGUAACCCAAGCUACUCUUCUUGGAGUGAUUUGGUUGUGAAAAAUGAUGAUUAUGGACUAUUAUGGGACUUGGAAAUGGAAGAUCAAAGUAACAAAUUGGGUGAUAAUAAUGGAGUUCUUCCUCAACUUGAAUUUGGAGAUGUGAGAUUUGAUCAAGAUGAUUGUGGCACCAUUUUCUUCUAAUGAUUUUUAUCAUUACAAGAAUUAUUAUUAUUAUUUUAUAAUUUUCCAACUAACAAAAAAAAAAAAAAAAAAAAAUUGGGAAAAAAGGUGAAAAAAAAGAAGAAAAAUAGGUUUAAAAAGGGACAUAUUUAGAAAGACAAGAAGUACACCACCAUUUUGUUGAUUUGUGUGAAGUUUGGUGUACUAGCCAUAGAUAGCUUAUUAUUUUUGCUUAGACAUUAAAGGAUAUAAUAUUUUUAUUGUAAUGCCAUAAUAUGGUAUAGGAUUUAGGUUGUGGUCUAUAUUAUAAAUAUAUAUGUAGUGAUCAUUGUAUAAACACAUGCAUGCAUGUAUUUUUACCAUUAUUACCCUUUGUUUGAACAUACAUAUUUGUAAAAUUACUUGGUAUUUAC
Messenger RNA from Chenopodium quinoa (quinoa), 1751 nucleotides. RefSeq names its product NAC domain-containing protein 92-like. Gene Ontology annotation, biological process: regulation of DNA-templated transcription. Bases 430 to 1359 code for a protein of 309 amino acids. The record is from RefSeq and is a predicted model, not a curated record. Gene Ontology annotation, molecular function: DNA binding. The transcript is spliced from 3 exons. NCBI's taxonomy places the organism in Eukaryota, Viridiplantae, Streptophyta, Magnoliopsida, Caryophyllales, Amaranthaceae.